AUUAUUUAUCGUUAUCGGCAGACACCGGUGACCGGUGACGUGUAUUUUUUGUUAAAAAUCCAAUAAAACACGAACAGACAAAUAAGCGUCGUUGAUUAAGUAGUAGACACUCGCAGAGAUAAACCCGUAGACGAAAUCGGACACGUAAGCGCAGACAUGAAACCGCUGGCGUGCAUAUUGUUGUUGGCUUUUGCCGUGGGCAGCACCACUGCCUUCUACUCGCCAAGCGAUGGCGUCGUGGAGCUAACAUCUGCCAAUUUUGACCGGGAAGUGCUCCGAGACGACGCCAUCUGGGUUGUGGAGUUCUAUGCGCCGUGGUGUGGCCACUGCCAGAGCCUGGUGCCUGAAUACAAGAAGCUGGCCAAGGCGCUGAAGGGAGUAGUAAAGGUGGGCUCUGUAAACGCCGACGCUGACAGCUCGCUGGGCGGCCAGUUUGGAGUACGUGGCUUUCCCACUAUCAAAAUCUUCGGAGCCAACAAGAAGUCGCCCACGGAUUUCAAUGGCCAGCGCACGGCUAAGGCCAUUGCUGAUGCCGCUCUGGCGGAGGUUAAGAAGAAGGUCCAGGCCGCAUUCGGUGGCAGCAGUGGAGGCGGAGGUGGUUCCUCCGGCGGUUCAUCCGGCGAUGAGGUCAUCGAACUCACUGAUGAAAACUUCGACAAGCUGGUGCUAAACUCAGACGACAUCUGGCUGGUGGAGUUCUUUGCUCCCUGGUGCGGACACUGCAAGAACCUCGCACCGGAGUGGGCCAAGGCCGCCAAGGAGCUCAAGGGUAAGGUCAAGCUGGGCGCCCUGGAUGCUACCGCUCACCAGAGCAAGGCUGCUGAGUACAAUGUGCGUGGUUAUCCCACCAUUAAGUUCUUCCCCGCAAACUCAAAGGCUGGAGAUGCCCAGGAGUAUGAUGGAGGACGCACAGCUUCAGAUAUCGUUGCUUGGGCUAGUGAUAAGCAUGUGGCCAAUGUACCGGCACCCGAACUGAUAGAAAUCAUCAAUGAAUCCACCUUCGACACUGCCUGCGAGGGCAAGCCCUUGUGCGUGGUCUCUGUCCUGCCACACAUUCUGGAUUGCGAUGCCAAGUGCCGCAACAAGUUCCUAACCACCCUGCGCACGCUGGGCGAGAAGUACAAGCAGAAGCUCUGGGGCUGGGCCUGGGCCGAAGGUGGCCAGCAGUCCGCUCUCGAGGAGUCCCUUGAAGUUGGCGGAUUCGGUUAUCCCGCCAUGGCUGUGGUUAACUUCAAGAAAAUGAAAUUCUCCGUGCUGAAGGGAUCCUUCUCCAAGGACGGCAUCAAUGAGUUCCUGCGCGACAUCUCCUACGGCCGUGGCCAUACGGCCCCAGUGCGUGGUGCCAAGAAGCCAGCGAUCGUUUCGGUAGAUCCCUGGGACGGCAAGGAUGGCCAACUGCCCACCGAGGAGGAUAUUGAUCUGAGCGACAUUGAUCUGGAUGAGGCACCCAAGGAUGAGCUGUAAGGGAUAUCCCAAAGUUCAGAACUCACCACCACAUCAAGACUGUGCGGCUCAAGCUCAAAUUUUCCACUUAAAUUAAACAAACACUUGCAUUCUGAAUGAUAUUCAUUAGUCAGCCAGCGUAUCUAAAUAUAAAUAUAUUUCUUAAUUAUA
This is a messenger RNA of Drosophila serrata, 1614 nucleotides long. RefSeq names its product Protein disulfide-isomerase A6 homolog CaBP1 (gene CaBP1). Gene Ontology annotation, cellular component: endoplasmic reticulum lumen. Gene Ontology annotation, biological process: response to endoplasmic reticulum stress. The record is from RefSeq and is a predicted model, not a curated record. Gene Ontology annotation, molecular function: protein disulfide isomerase activity; protein-disulfide reductase activity. Lineage: Eukaryota; Metazoa; Arthropoda; Insecta; Diptera; Drosophilidae.